Molecule: messenger RNA, 1608 nt
Organism: Oncorhynchus masou masou (cherry salmon)
Lineage: Eukaryota; Metazoa; Chordata; Actinopteri; Salmoniformes; Salmonidae
Exons: 1
Coding region: 1-1602 (533 amino acids)
Biological process (GO): regulation of gene expression
Cellular component (GO): nucleus
Molecular function (GO): protein binding
Source: RefSeq, a predicted model, not a curated record
AUGAUGAGACCUAAGGAUCUGCGCCAGGGCUCUGGCACAAAGACCUUCCUGGAUGCCAUGCAUGGUGGCAAAGUGCACCUCGCACGCUUUGUCCUGGACGCGCUGGACAACCGCAUCAUCAACUCCAAGACAGAGAACGGCCGCACCCCUCUGAUGUUCGCCGUUUGCCUGCAGGACCCCAUGGCCAGGGCCAAGUUUACCCGUCUACUGCUGGAGAAAGAGGCUGACGUGAACUGCCAGGACGAUUACGGGCGCACGUCCUUGAGCCUGGCCUGUGAGCUGGGCCAACUGGACGUGGUCAAACUUCUGGUGCAGUUCAACGCAAACCCUGAUGUGUCUGACACCUGGGGGAACAGCGCACUGAUGUACGCAGCCUACACCGGCCACAGCCACGUGCUGGAGUUCCUGGUCAGGUCUUUCAAAAGAAUGGGCAUGAGGCUGGACCGUACCAACCACGCUGGCCACUCUGCCAUCCAGGUGGCCAACUUCUUUGGGCACGACCAGUGUGUCCAGGCCCUAAACUCUGGGAGGAGGGGGGUGAUGUCAGAUGACCAACUAGGGGAGGUCGGGAUCGGGAAAGAGGCAGGGACCGAGCGGAGGCAACCAAACAAGCUCCCCAGGCAGGUUCUGGAGAGGUUCUCUAAACCGUUCCACAGCACGGAUGAAGCCCAGCUUCCUAAGGUGUUCCAGAGACAGCUGAGGGUCGGGGACAGCCACGAGCUGUGGGCGCGCAUCAAAUGCCAGAAUAAGUCCCUUGAGAGAAAAGGCAAUUGCCUAGAGAGGGGCCAGUCAGAAGAAGAACAGGAUGACAUAUUCCCAGCCAAACAGAUACAGUCACAGAACUGUAAGAUAAGGCACAUAAGGGGGGGUAAAACAAUGAGCCAUUGCCCAGAGCCAAGCCAGAAAGAUGUCAGCAGAAAUGGACGAAUGAAACAGGAGGAGCCAGAUAGUAUUUCAGUCUGGGGCAAAGCAAAGUCAUUUAACCUGGACCUGCUGAGCAGCAGAAAGCAGUCCUAUCAUGGGGAUGUGCGUGACAUGAGUCUAUCAGCCAGGAAAUUAAAGAGAGCCUCACUGCAGGAUGAAAGAUCCCUGAUAGUCAAGACUGAAUGUCAAGAGAGCAACUGUGAGAUGACAAACGAUGCUGACAAAACUGUCACUGCGCAAAAAGAACUUUUAAACGGCAAAGGUCAAUCUCCGAGAGCGCCUGAGGAUUCCACCAGGGCGCCAAAAGAUGAAAAUAAUGACAUCGCUCAAUCAAGCAGGAGAGGGAGUCAGAAGUGCGGCGGCCUCCCUCCGAACGGUCGACUCAACAAACUCCUCUUUUACAGAGAAGAGAUGGAGCCAGAGAAGAUUCCUGUCCGUCCACCGGGGUUCACCGGGUUGGGAACCAGAUUACUUCGGAGAUUCACCGCCCCUGAGUUCAUGAGACUGGUAAUUAACUCUUCCUCCGAUUCCUCACAGGGCAGAGGGAGGAUGUCCCGGUCUGAGACUUUCCCCUUUUCUCACACUCACCAGAGAGUUAACAGUCAGCCAAGCGUGGACAGCAUUAGCGGGGUGAAGUGUGAAUUUGAGAGCAGUUCCUGCGGUGUCUCCUUCGAGUAAAAUGGA